This is a messenger RNA of Fundulus heteroclitus (mummichog), 3150 nucleotides long. Its product is annotated as kelch-like family member 11. The transcript is spliced from 3 exons. The coding region runs from base 40 to 2076 and encodes 678 amino acids. The record is from RefSeq and is a predicted model, not a curated record. Lineage: Eukaryota; Metazoa; Chordata; Actinopteri; Cyprinodontiformes; Fundulidae. Gene Ontology annotation, molecular function: protein binding.
AAAGAUAGCGAAGACUUUCCGUCUCUCUUUGACUUUUUUAUGGCGGCGGCGGCGGCGGAGGUGAGCGGCGGCGGCGAAGGCUGCGCGCAGGCGGCGCCGCUGACUGCAGGUGACGGUGAACCUGGAGAGGCCGAGGAAUUCACCUGCUCGGCCUACUGCUCGGAGCUCUCCCGGCGGCAGGACGAACAGAGGAGGGCGGGGCUGUUCUGCGACCUGACCCUGGUCUUCAGCUCCAGGGACGCGUCCGGCGGGGAGCGGCUCCUCACCUUACCGGCGCACCGCACGGUCCUGUCCGCGGCCUCGCAGUAUUUCGAGCUGCUGCUGGGCGGACAGUUCUCCGAGUCCCAGACCGGGAGAGUGGAGCUGAGGGAGUGGAGCUCCGCGGCGGGGCCCGACCCGGAGACCGUGGAGGCGGUCAUCCACUUCAUGUACACCGGGGAGGUCAGGGUGAGCAAUGCAAAUGUGCACGAUGUGCUGGAACUCGCUGACAGGUUCUUGUUGAGUCAGCUGAAGAUCUUCUGCGCAGAGUUCCUCGUGAAGAAGUUGAGCCUUUCCAACUGCGUAGCUGUGCACAGCCUGGCCCACAUGUACAGCCUGAGCCAGCUCGCCCUGAAGGCCGCCGAGAAGAUCAGGAGAAACUUCCACAGAGUUAUCCACAGCGAGGAGUUCUACACGCUGCCGUUUCAUCUGGUACGAGACUGGCUGCUGGACUCGGAAAUCACAGUGGACUCGGAGCAGGAGUUGUUCGACGCCGUCGUGAAGUGGGUCCACCAAAACCCGGAGCAACGGGAGAAGUACUUCGAAGAGCUGUUUAAGCUCGUAAGGCUUCCGCAGAUUUCUCCCACCGACUUGACGCGCGUGAUUCGAAAGGAGCCCUUAGUGGCGAACAGCGCGGAGUGUCAGCAGCUGGUGGUGAAGGCCCUGGAGUUUCACGCCGUUUGCUCUGAGGGCCUCAAGUCGGCCAGCUCAGGUCCGUGUCCCUCCUACACGGCAGCCGUCCAUCCACGUCUCGGCCAGAACAUGGACGUGAUCAUGGUGGUGGGUGGCGUCUCGGAAGGCGGAGAAUAUCUCAGCGAGUGCGUCGGCUACUUCGUCGCGGAGGAUCGUUGGGUCAAUCUGCCGCACAUCCACAACCACCUCGACGGCCACGCCAUCGCGGUUACCGGGGACCGCGUCUACGUGGCGGGCUCCAUGGAGCCUGGCUUUGCAAAGAUGGUGGAGCGCUACAACGCGGGCCUCAACAGUUGGGAGGAUGUCAGCAGCCUGACGACGCGAAAGCACUCCUUUGGCCUCACGUGCGUCAAGGACGUGCUCUACGGCAUCGGGGGUCACGGUAACUUCAGUCCCGGCUUUAAGGACGUCAUUGUCUAUAAACCGGAGCAGGACGAGUGGAUCAGCCUCGAGCCAGCGCCGAAAAUCCUGCGAGAUGUAAAAACUGUCAGCGUGGAGGACCGCUACGUGUACGUGAUGGCCAGGACCCCUGAGGACACAGACCACGAUGACGGGCUGAGCACCGUGACCAUGUGCUACGAUACAGAGAGUCACAGGUGGCAGGAAGUGCGCUCGUUACCUCUAAUCGAUAACUACUGCACUUUUCAAAUGGCCGUCUCAUCCACAACCUUCUACCAGACCGCUUCCUGCUGCCCCAAAAGCAAUAAAGUGACGUUUGAGGCCGCCCAGCAGAAAGUGAACCGAAACAUCCCGGAGGAGAUCCUCGACAGCCUCCCCGCGGAGGUUCUCGGCAUGGAAGGAGCCGCCAUCUGCUUCCUCGGUGAGGACAUCUUCAUCAUCGGCGGGUGGGGGAACAGCAGCAACUUGGAAAAACAGUACCGCAGGGAGGCGUACCGCUACUGCGCCGAGAAGAAGCGCUGGACUCUGCUGCCGCCCUUACCCCAGCCACGCUGCCGAGCAGCAGCCUGCCACGUUCGCAUCCCGUACAGAUACCUUCGCGGGACCCAGCGCUACCCCAUGCCCCAGAAUCUGGCUCGCCAACGAGAGCGCAUGCAGCAGAUGCAGCAGCUCCACCGACGCACAUUUACCAUGCGAAGACAGUUGCAAUCUCAGAUUGAAUGCUAAAGUAAGAUUAAAGAUUGUGCAAUGAAUAAUUAGCACUUUAUCUGCAGGUAAAUGCCUUCUUCUCCUGAUAAUGUCUUGUUUUUUUGUUGUUUUUUUUAUAUUAAGAGGUGAUGAUUGUUCCUAAAGCAGACUUAAAAUGAAGGAAAGGUGAAGUGUUCAGAAUACAGAUUUAAAAUCCAUAUAGGAUUAAUAAGUAAUUGAGGCUUACGCUGUUAUUUUAUUCCUUUACCGCUGCUUAUUAAUAUAAUUGCUACUGGUGGGAUAUAUAAAUCUCUUGAUUUCCUAAAAAGUUAGAUAAUGAAAUUCAAGAACACAAAGAAAUUAUGACUAUUUUUACUUUCACUAUGGAUAAAACCAUGAAAAUUUCCUCUUAAACUUAGCAUUAGAUUUAAACUUAAGACACUAAGAGGAAGGUUUCUUUAAAUCUAAUAAAUAUUAGGGAAAAGGGUAGAAAUUAUUGAUGCCAUAUUAUAAUGCCUAUAAUAGUACUAUGACUGAAAUUAUUAUUUUUUUAAUAUAGUAAAAUAAAUAUAGAUUGACUACAAUAAGAUAUUUUCAUACACGUUUAAUACAAAUGUAAUGGAAAUGGCAUAAGCUUUUGUACUGUAACAAAAUAAUUUUCACUGCAAUUAUUUCUUUUUAUGAUAUUUUCUUUCCCCCUUCUUUAUUUUUUACUUGGUUGGAAUCUUACUACUGCUGAUAGAGUGCUAAAAUCAGGAAUUGGUUUGAGAAUGCUUUCUUUUUCUUUUCUUUUUUUUUUUUACCAGAUUUUAUAACUGUUUCAGUGCCUGCUCAUUAUUUAUGUUUCAACUCUUAAACAAAUCUAAAAAAAAAAUAUAUAUAUAUUGCACUCAAAUACUACUUCAAGAGUAAAACAAUAUUGUUUGAAGAUGAAGCUGGUCUUUCUAAUGUUUUUGUGUCAAUGAAUGUUUUUGUGUCAAUUUACUUGAUUCAAUGAAUGAAUCAAGUAAAUGUAUAAAUCUUAAGCGCUGUUGGAAUUAUGGUUUUAACAAGUUAGUUUGAUUUUGUUUCAUAUGAUAGUUUACUUUGGAAAAAAGUAAAAAUAAAAAUGAU